Messenger RNA from Prinia subflava (tawny-flanked prinia), 1677 nucleotides. Its product is annotated as killer cell lectin-like receptor subfamily G member 1. Bases 373 to 1071 code for a protein of 232 amino acids. The transcript has 6 exons. The record is from RefSeq and is a predicted model, not a curated record. NCBI's taxonomy places the organism in Eukaryota, Metazoa, Chordata, Aves, Passeriformes, Cisticolidae.
UGGAAAAGGACUGGCAGUAGAAGCCUGUGAUUUUAGUAAUAGAUUCUACAGAUUGAACCUUUGCAAUAUCUUUUCUUGCUCCAUGAACGUGACAUUAAAAACAGCUCAAACAUAAUUUGGUGCAGCUAUGGCAGGAACAGGUUACCAUGGUUGUCACUACAAGCCUGAAAUGGCAGAGCUUUGUUCAGGAGUGGAAGAAUUGAAGUUUCCUGUGUGGGUCACCGCAAUACUUAUUUCUCAUGUUGCAGUUGCCCUGUUUCAGUGAGAUGGUAAUGGUUGCUUUGUCACCCUGCGGAGUCACGUAUGGAGAAUAGGAGAGAGGCACCACCUGUUCUACUGUUACAUUUCAGCUUCCUCCUGUGGAGUUAAGGAAUGAUUCCAAAGUGCUAUGAGGAAAUCUCAACUGACCCUCUGGGAAAUCCAGGUCCAGGCUUUGUGUCAGAUGGGACUUCUAAAUUCCAAGUAAAACACAGUAAAAAAGAGCAACACUUAAAAGCAUGUGACAGGGGUGAAGAGGAGCACGUCUCUCUGAAUGUGAGACAUGGAACUGCCAAUAAACAGAGAAGUCAAAGAGCAGAGGGGAACAGAGACACCAAGAACAAAGGUUCUCCUGUUUUAUCUACUACCUGCUGGAUUAUUGCAGUGAUUCUAGGGAUCCUCUUCUUUGCAUUGCUGGGAAUAACAGGGUAUUUUAUUACCAAGGGCUGUCCAUGUCCAUGCUGCCCUGAGCAGUGGGUGACCUACAGAGGCAAGUGUUACUCCUUCUCCAAGGAGAAGAAAGACUGGAAUUCCAGCCAGGAAUCCUGUGGGGCACAGGGAGCUCGUCUCCUGGUGAUCAACAUUACCCGUGAAAUGGACUUCUUGGAGAAACUACACACCAGAUUCUACUGGAUUGGUUUGCACAGGGACGCUGAUAGGGCCUGGGCCUGGGAAGAUGGCUCAAAACUGAGUGCCGAAAAAGUCAUGUCCAACAGCCCUGCACAGCGCUGCGCUGGUCUGCUGAGUGGUGCCAUCCAUGCUUCCAGCUGUGAGGUCCUUGCCCCGUGGAUCUGUGAGAAAUCUGCUCAGUGACCUCUGUGGACGUUGUCUGAGGAAGUGCUCUUUGGAGAGCUGUGCUAAGGCCUCAUUCCUGUGAUGGUUCUCUGAGAGGAGCUGUGCUCCUUGCUCCUGUGCCACCUGCCACACUGCAAGGAAUGAAUGCAGCUGCCACAGGAGGUCUGGGUGCUGCUCCUGGCUCCAUUCAGGAUCACUCUGGUGAUGUUCACGUUCACAGCCCUCACCUAGUGACAGACAGUCUUCAAAGUGGUAGAGAAGGGGAGGGGAGAGAUUUCUUUGAGUCUCUCAGUCAUUUUCAGAGGUACUUGAGCACUGUCACUGCUGUUUUGAAAUGCUAGGGAGAGGUGAGUUUGUAAUCUGUGAGCUCAUGCCAGCUCCGAGUUUGUUUCCCUCUUUUGUGUCACUGGUGACAUUUGCCAAAGCUGAAAACUAGCCUGAAGUGUGAAGUUAGCCUCUUUUUGCAAGAGAUCAGAAGAUGUCCACAGGACCUUUCUAACAUAAAUUCUUCUGUGGCUUAUGUUUGUACCUGGAGAAAACUGGAGCACAGCUUCUAGUGCUACAUUGCUGUGUAAAUAGCUGCAAAGGAGUGAACCUGCUACCCUGCUGAGCUGAAAAUAAACG